This is a messenger RNA of Pocillopora damicornis (cauliflower coral), 2381 nucleotides long. RefSeq names its product 5-hydroxytryptamine receptor 1A. NCBI's taxonomy places the organism in Eukaryota, Metazoa, Cnidaria, Anthozoa, Scleractinia, Pocilloporidae. Gene Ontology annotation, molecular function: G protein-coupled serotonin receptor activity; neurotransmitter receptor activity. The record is from RefSeq and is a predicted model, not a curated record. Gene Ontology annotation, biological process: chemical synaptic transmission; G protein-coupled receptor signaling pathway, coupled to cyclic nucleotide second messenger. Gene Ontology annotation, cellular component: plasma membrane; dendrite.
CCACGCCACAAUUUUAGACAGGGGGAACUGUUUGAUUUAAACUUAUGAAAACUGACAUAGACAUAGCCGUCUGAAUAGCGGUAAUAUUCUCAUAAACCAUCGCUCAUCUUAACCUUGGAUAUUAGAAAAAGAACUGCGUCAUUUUCGUCAAAUCCAAACAAGAACACCUUAUUCAAGACGGAAUUUUUUUGACGCCCUCUUCACGAAAUGGUGUCAUAUUCAACAGAAACAAUUUUAACGUCAAUAUUCAUGAUAACCGUGUCCUUUGUGGCUGUCAUUGGGAACUCUUUGGUAAUCCUUGCAAUCUUGUGGAAUAAAAGACUUCGUACGAUAUGCAAUUUUCUGUUUCUGAACCUUGCUGUGGCCGACAUGCUUCAGGGAGCCAUUGCUAUGCCUCUCCGCCUGGCAGAUCAGCUAAAUCAAACAGAAAAACGCCCUCUCAUUCCUUGCUUGGUUGUCAUACCACUUACCGUCUUUCUCUUUGGUGCGUCCAAUUUCAAUCUCACGUUGAUAAGCCUCGAUCGAUAUUUGGCGUUAAAGAAGCCCUUUCUCUAUACAAACUUCGCCGAUCCACGCAAGGCGACAAUUAUAGUCGCGCUUUCUUGGCUGCUAAUUUUUAUUAUCGCAUUUCUUCCUAUUUUCGGAUGGGGACAGACAGACACAGCCGAUAUAACUGAUAUUUGUUUGUACUCCACCACACUAAGCCGGGAUUACUUGUUCAUGCUAUUUUCCAUCGUCAAUUUAUCUGUCAUCAUCACCCUAGCUUUUACCAACUAUUUCAUCCUUAAAACUGCUCGUAAUCAAAUCCGCCGUAUAAAUAUAACCCAAAGUCACGUAACCGGCAUAAAUGGUGCCCCUUCGGUUCAAAAAGAUGACUUAUCGGUUUCGGUCGUCUUAGGCCGACCGACUUCCGACUGUGAGACGAUGAAUAGCGAUCAAUCACGAGCGAAAGUUCCGAAGGCCGGCGGGAGUAGAGAGCGAAGGGCAACAAAGAUUAUGCUGAUAGUUGUUGGUAUUUUUGUGUUCUUGACAACGCCAAUCACAGUAAUUGACAUCAUUAGCUUAUUGGGUUGUCCCACUUGCACACCGCUAACACUCGUCAAAAUAACAGUUUUCAUGGCUUAUUCCAAUGCCUGUGUAAACGUGUUUGUAUACGCUGGUUUCAACACGGAUAUGAGAAAUACCUGGAUUUGUAUAUAUCGACAAGUUAAAGGAGCGAUAUCGAGUCGUUUCCGUCGCUAGCAAAGCUCGUAAGAGAAGAUAAUAGUACUAAUAAUAGCACAAAUAAUAAUAAUUAUAAUAUAUAAUAAUAAUAAUGGCUUUAUUUAAGGAUGUUUAUAACAGAGUCGUUUAACAGUUUGAUGUAGAAGUCGAACUUAAUCGCCCUAGAGAUUAGAUGCUGAGUUUCUAGGCAAAUUGAUGAAACCAUCUAAAGAAACCGUUUUCGACAGACGGCAACUGCCAAAAAUUUAACAUCCUUUCGCAAGCAAACCUAACAAAAUGGAUACGUCUUCUUCCUAACAUAUUUUCUUUUUCCAUUAAAUAAUCUCAAAAUAUCGAUAUAGCAUUUCACUAUUAAUUUAAAGUUUUACGGAAACGUAACUUUCACCAAUUAGUUUUUACUUGCGUGAGUUAUUUGAUAUAUGGACAAGUGAAUUAAUUAACCAAAUCCUUACUGGUGCCAACAAAUACCCUGGGCUGCAGACAUAGCAUCAAUAUGUAUAAGCAUGUAGACAAUAACUAGAUUGCAAUAAACAAACGAACUCAGAAUCAAGAAUUACACGUGAUAUUCUUUAUCAAAAUAAUCCUUAAAAAAAUGAGAUCGUUGAAAAAACGGUCUAUAAACCGUAUAUGCAUGCAAAAAGCUAGAAUAAUUUUUUCUUUGUUUGUGUAGGGUAGAUUCUCUAAUAGAUUUGUAAAACAGGAUACACUUUAUGAUACAUCUGAAAUGUAUGAAAAACCAAGAGGAAAACAUGACUACUGUUACCACUGUAUAAAUAUGUUACUCCGCUAAAGAUGACAAACCUCUCAAUUAGAAACAACCACUAAACAAACAAUUAAGCAUGAAAAACAAUCACGAUAAUGACGUUAAUAAUAAUGAAAAUAAGAAUUAUAAUACUACUUUUAAACAGAACGAGAUAUGGAAAAGAUUUUUAUCUAUGAUGAAUGGUUUAGUAACACACAGCUUUAUUUAACGUGCAUCAACAGUGGUUGUUCGUAAGAGGGGCGGCCAGCAUAAAACAUCAGGACCAACUAACUAUGAGGCGAGUCUCUGAAGCACCAAGUGUUAUGGCAAAAACAUAUAGGCCUUGAACCUGUAAUAAAAUGAAAUAAAGGCAGUGGAUAUGCAAGUUAAUAAACAAAUGAAUAAAUGAAUAAAG